GGAUGCAUCGCGAAACGGGCACAAUUUCUAGACAGACCCCGACCUGCUAGAACCCACAAUUCCUGCCCUAAGAGGACCCAACUGCCAUCCGUCGGGAGGGGACCAGGAUCGCUGAAAAAGUUCGCAUCAUGGUCCAGUCGCUAGUCCCACCACAACGCCAGCAGCUCCGUCGCCACUGCACGCGCUCUUGCCAGUGCUGAGAAGAUGUCGUCGUUUGCGUUGGAGGAUUUUGUGGGAAAUGGUGUGCUGCGGGACCAGAUGGAGAGUUUGAUGGCGGAUGGGUGGGACGAUGUUCCUACCCUGAAAGUGAUGAGUAGAGAGGAUAUGGAUCUACUUCAGCUCAGCCAGAUGCAGCGGGACGCUUUGGAACUGCGUACUUACCUCCAUGAUAAACUGCUCAUGGAAUAUGCCGAUACGUUGGAGGCCUCCGGGAAGAAUUUGCAGGAGCUUCUGAAAAGCAGUCCUUCCGAGCUGUCUAGCGAGUACAAGAUGAAGAGAGGUCAUGUGGCAAGGUUCUUGGACAGGGGUAGUGCUUGCGGUAUUCAGGUGCCCAACGAUCUCGUCAUUCCUGCACGGAAGGCCACCGCCGCUCAUCACGGGGGAGCCUCUCUGUCCCCUCCGAGAUCCAUGUCGGUGUCACCACCCAGACAGAGACGCUCUGAAUCCAGCAAUGCCAGCUAUGCAGAUUCGAGAGCUUCCCCACCUGAGGAACAACCAGAGCACAAGCCACCCGUGAUAGUUAGACCUAUGACUUCACAGGCACCUCCGGCCAGCCACGCGAUUUUCUCAGCCCCAAAGGUGGAGCCCCGGCUUUGCGGAUUAGUGAAGCUGGGAGUGAUGAAGGAGGAAGUGACACCUCUCUCGGCCCUGGAGAAUAUUAUGAUCCAGAAGCUGGCGCCGCAGCAUAGCAAGGGUGUCAAUCCCUUCAAAGGAAAAGAGCCCAUUCAGUUGGCUGCUCCGUUCAAGGCUUCUCAGUUGUGGGCCGAGAAGCCCACCCUCAUUCUGUGCCUACGCCGUCCAGGGUGCGUGAUGUGCCGCGCCGAAGCUCACCAAUUGUAUGCCAGGAAGCCCAUUUUUGAUGCGAUGGGCAUCCAAUUGGUGGUCGUGCUCAACGAACACAUCGACGCCGAAGUGCGGCAGUUCUGGCCCCGCUACUGGGGUGGCAUGGUGGUGGCUGACACCCACCGGGACUUCUUCAAGGCGCUUGGACAAGGAGAGCUUCCCAAGGAAGGAUUCGUCACAGGGUUCCUCCUCAACAGCAUUGCCAAAGCCAACUACAAGCGAGCCAAAGCCACUGGGGUUGAAGGCAACUAUGCCGGCGAGGGCACCAUCAAGGGAGGCUUGUUCAUCAUGCGCCCUGGAAAUGGGGGUGUCGCUUACCAGUUCGUUGAGCGGAACUUCGGCGAUUGGGCACCAAUCGAAGAAGUCCUCGAAGUCUGCGGCAACAUUCAGAAUCGGUGAUGAAUUCAAUCUCGAAAGUUGUGGAUUCAUUUGUACAGUAACACCAAGCUGCACAAUAGUAAACCAUUAUGUUAUUAUACAAAUUUUUUUUAGGUGACUGAACCAUAGGAUUUUACACGACGUAGCUGCCUUUGUGGUGGUUGUGUCUCGACACCACGAGCAGCAAUAAAUACAAGCAGAAAAGAGCGUAAAAAAGGUUACUUACGGGUGACUCAACAAUGGCAGCUGCCAGCGUCCAGUAAUGACUAUUGUGAUUAUUUUUUGAAGAA
Molecule: messenger RNA, 1730 nt
Organism: Physcomitrium patens
Lineage: Eukaryota; Viridiplantae; Streptophyta; Bryopsida; Funariales; Funariaceae
Source: RefSeq, a predicted model, not a curated record